UGGUGUGAAGGGUUGCAAGUCGAUUUGUAGAACCGUGUUUUGCUGUCGCAUGUUAUUGCGUAGAUACUGGUAAGCGCCAUGGUAAGAGCACCGCAUCCAUGGAUCACCGAUGCCCACCCACAUCCUUGCCUCACAGUGAGGGGCCAGCAACCACGUUACAACUGCACAGCGCCCUAGUCUUCUGACCAAACGCUUGCGCAAGCAUUGAAUUUUACCGUAUGAGUUAUCUCUGAACGCUUGCGCGAAAAUCGAACUCGGCCCAACACACCAUGCCAUCCAGUACUGAAGAGGCGCAAGCCCUCGGCCAUGCAGAAUUUUGGGACGAACGGUAUGCAAAGGCCGAAGGAAACAAGCCAACACAUGAGUGGUUCCGUGCUUUCGAGGAUUUAGAGCCGUUCUUCAAGAAACAUUUGUUCGACAAGACAAAGGAUGAGGGGAAGGAUGGAAAAAUUCUUCAUUUGGGUAGCGGCGAUAGUACUGUCCCAUACGAUCUCCUAGAGCGAGGCUACACGAACCAGCUCUGCAUUGACUUUUCCUCAACAGUGGUCGAUCUGAUGAAAUCGCGGCACUCAAACGAACCUCAAGUAGAGUGGAGAGUUGGUGAUGUGCGAGAUAUGAAGGGUAUCGACAGCAACUCUGUGGAUGUCGCCUUUGACAAAGGCACGCUAGAUGCCAUGAUCUACGGCAGUCCAUGGAGUCCACCGGAGGAGGUUAUGGAGAACAGCGGGAGGUAUCUUAACGAGGUCUGGAGGGUACUGAAAGAUGACGGCUUGUUUCUCUACAUCACGUACCGUCAGCCGCACUUCAUCAAGCCUAUCCUCAAUCGAGACAGUGAGUGGAAUCUUGAAAUGGAAGUCAUGGGUGGAGGCGACACUUUCCAGUACUUUGGCUUCAUCCUGAAGAAGUACACAGCAAGCACAAAAUGAUAAGUAAUAAAGUUGGCUGCAUUCGAAGUCGGAUCGCGUUCGAAGAGUCAGAAUGCACCGAGAGUAUGAGGACGCGCGAUUUGUUGUAGGUGUAUCCUAAAAAGACACGCACCGUCUUAAGCGCUCUAUCAAAACGAUAUCAAUAUUUCCGAUAUCUCCAGGACG
Messenger RNA from Alternaria rosae, 1091 nucleotides. Its product is annotated as S-adenosyl-L-methionine-dependent methyltransferase. The transcript is spliced from 3 exons. The record is from RefSeq and is a predicted model, not a curated record. Bases 270 to 926 code for a protein of 218 amino acids. Lineage: Eukaryota; Fungi; Ascomycota; Dothideomycetes; Pleosporales; Pleosporaceae. Gene Ontology annotation, molecular function: S-adenosylmethionine-dependent methyltransferase activity.